Messenger RNA from Gadus chalcogrammus (walleye pollock), 1074 nucleotides. RefSeq lists its product as uncharacterized. NCBI's taxonomy places the organism in Eukaryota, Metazoa, Chordata, Actinopteri, Gadiformes, Gadidae. The record is from RefSeq and is a predicted model, not a curated record. The transcript has 7 exons. Bases 118 to 1074 code for a protein of 318 amino acids.
UCUCCCUGCGCUAAGCCAAUCACGGACAGGCUAGCGACGCUCCGAAUUCGGAAUGGAUUUUAACUGUAGAACAAACCACACGUAUUCAAUCGUCAUUCCUGAAAACGACUCUGUAAGAUGUCUACUAAGAAGCAUCGAUCCAUGGGGUCUGAGGAGUGGGUGAGCCGCCUGAGGGCAUUUGCCUCUUCUGGCACUUGGCCCUCCAGUGCAGGGAACAGGCCAUCUCCAAAACAGGCCAAGUGGCACAACCUCUACCAGAAGAUUGAGAAGUGUCCCAUGAUGCUGCGUGGGCAGACCUUAAUGUUAGGGAUAGCCCAGACAUGUACCUGUGGCUUUCACUCCCAGCAGUCUGUGAGAAGCCCUGCAGCUACCUCUGCCUCCACCUCUGCUGCGCCUGCACGGAGCCCUGGGAGGCCUGCAUUGACGCUGGCGAUGUUUGAGAAAGCGCGGUUUGGUGGGACUUUGUCUGCUGCAGCCAAGCCGAAUGUCAAUCUGACCAGGAGGCCUGUUGAGCGUCCCUCCAGCCCUGCCACUGUCCCGUCUGGGAGAAGCACUCCAUCCGCUACCCCACCUCGAGUGACGCCCCCUUCCAGUCCCAGAUUCUACAGGCCUGUCUCCCCUUUCUCUCUGCCUCCAUCCAGCCCCAUCAUGUCGGCGGCGAGGACCAGCUCUUCUCCUCUGGUUGAAUCAGAUACGAGUCCUGCUCCUCCAGGUCUCCUCCCUGCUCCUCCAGGUCUCCUCCCUGCUCCUCCAGGUCUCCUCCCUGCUCCUCCAGGUCCCCUCCCUGCUCCUCCUGGUCCCCUCCCUGCUCCUCCUCUUGCUGCUCAGUUCUGGCUGCCGGUGGAAAUGAGGAAGACCAUUCCCCAGCAGGACCAGCGCUGGAUUGCAUCCACGCUGUGGAGGAACCAGCGGCUGCGACCGGACGUCCAGCUCUGGUAUGAGCCACCUGUUCCUGCCCUCAUCUACAACCAGGUCCCAUCACCAGACCGCUUUUUUAUGCACCGGCUCCUCGUGUGGAUGCCCUACCACCUGUGGAAGGCAAUAUUUGAUCACACUAAACCCCAUCAAUAUUAG